GAUAAGGACGAAGUACCAGGCCAAAAUGAAGAUAUGGACGGCCUCCCAUCGGAUGUUGAUCAAGGUGAUGCUGAAGGAGGUUCGGAGCAAGAAGGCGACGGCGACGACGACGAAGGCUCUUCUAAGGCUCAUAAACGCGUCCGUGUUAAUGUUGAGGGCCAAUCUCAGCCGUCGACGUCAGCCAAUGAAAGUAUUGGAAUGCAUAGGGCUCGCGUCCAAACCCUUCCGCGCGAUGUGGACGGCUUCAUUCCUGGCUCAAUUGUCCGCAUUCAACUCAAAAACUUUGUCACUUAUGACUGGGUUGAAUUUCGCCCAGGUCCUUACCUCAAUAUGAUACUUGGGCCCAACGGUACGGGUAAAAGCAGUAUCGCAUGCGCCAUCUGUCUCGGGCUUAACUGGCCCCCUAGUGUUUUAGGCCGUGCAUCUGAGCUGAAUUCCUUCGUCAAAUUAGGCAAAGAUGCUGGCCACAUUGAGAUUGAGCUCAAAGGACCUAAGGGGAAACCUAAUCUCAUCAUUUGUCGUCAGCUCAGUGCAAAAUCCAGAGGCUCUUCAUUCACCCUUAAUGGUAAAUCUGCUACGGGAAAAGAAAUCACUAAUCGGAUGGCUGAGCUUAAUGUACAAGUGGGCAAUUUAUGCUCUUUCCUCCCUCAGGAUAAGGUCUCAGAAUUUGCUCAGAUGACGUCUCAACAGUUGCUUCGCGAGACUGAGCGUGCUGCUGGCGAUCAUAAGUUGACAUCUUGGCACGAUACUUUGAUUAGCUCCGGAAAGGAAUUAAAGCAACUGCAGCAGAUUAUCAAAGACGAAAAAGAACGACUAGAGACAAUGCAACAACGUAAUUCUGACCUUGAACGUGAAGUUCGGAUGUACCAGGAGCGUCGUGCCAUUGAAAAGGAGAUUGAAACACUGGAGGUAUUGAUACCUGUCAACGAGUAUUACGAGGCGAAAGAAAUCUACACAGAGAAGAAGAAGAUUCAACGUGUAUUGCACGACAAAGUUAGACGCCUCAAAGAGAAGAAUGCUCCUGCCCAUGCUCUCCUAGACCAAUUUGGACACAAGUAUAAGGACUACGAAAGGGAACGUGAGAAUAAGAAGAAAGCUGCCCGACAGAAAUUUUUACAGAUGAAGUCCAAAUGGACUGAGAGUGAAAAAAUUGAGAGUCUUGUGGAGGAAGUGUCAGGUAAAUUAGAGAGCGUAAAGAAGGGAGAAAAGGAGCGCAUAAAGAAAAUUAAAGAUCUGGAAGCUCAGAAUGCUAAGUGGCAGCGCGAGCUCGAUAAUCCACCUGAACUGGAGGACCUACAGACCAUCAAUGCUGAGAUCAAAGCGUUGAAUUCAAAGCAUAGUAAAACGGGCGAGCGUCAGCUAGAUUUACAAGAUCGACAAAGGGCGAAUGCUGAUGCGUCCGGUGCACAGAAAGCCCAAAUUGAGGCUGCUAUGAGCGAGCUCAAGAAAUUAGACGACGAAAAGCAUCGCAAACUUCAAAAUUUGUCUAAGUGGGAUAAAGACUGUGCCGACGCAGUCGCGUGGCUCCGCAACAACCAGAAUAAAUUCAAGAUGGAAGUGUUCGAGCCUCCAGUGAUUUGUUUGACUGUACCCGAUAAGAGGUACACAAACGCUGUCGAGGCGUGCUUCAACGCCAAUCAGCUCAAGACUCUUGUAGUUCAAUGUCCUGAGGAUUAUGAUACCCUCAAUCACUACUUAAAUGACACGGAUAAAGCGGGGUUGAGGAAAGGUGCUCGUAUCAACACAUGGUUUCGACCUAAGCAGGAAAACAUGCUCGUUGGGCCUCCAAUGAGUCCCGAUGAGAUGGCGAGCCUCGGUUUUGAUGAUUAUGCGAUCAAUUAUGUCGACUGUCCCGAUGGACUGCUAUGGUUCCUCAAGAAAGAACUCAACAUGCAUCGCACUGCGAUUGGCCUAAAUGGAAGCAAGGUCGAUGUAGCCCGCUCCAUGGAUGCUGUGUCAAGAUUUGGGCCUAAAGGCGAAGGCGGAGGGGCGACAUUUAUUGCAGGUAGUAUCAUGAAUAUUGUUCAGCGCUCUCGCUAUGGGCAGCGGUUGCCCCAGAACAUGACGAGAGACGUUCGUCUCGCUAGAAAUCUGGUAAACAGUGCAAUUGACCCCGAAAUUAAGAAAACGCUGGACAAGCGUAUACAGGAAGCGAGGCAUGCUCUCGAGCUCAUUGAGGUGGAGGCUGUCGCUCUCGCUGGCGAAGAGACUAAAAUCAACGCGGAAGAAAAAGAAUAUAAAAAGAACCAUGUUGGUAUACUCAUCCCAUCUAAAUUAGCCACGAAUGAGGGAGAAAUUCAGAAACUCGAAAAUGCUCCCUCUGUAGAGGAUGAGAGAGCUCGAUUAAAAAAGAAACUUCUGGAGCUGUCCAAGAAGCGACAACUCAUUCGUGCUUUAAUCGUCAAUCAAGUAGAUGCAACUCGCAGUGGACUAGAGUUUUUGCAAGUUGGUGCCAACAAAAAUGCACUAGAAGCUCUUUGCCAACAAAAGGACGAAGCAUAUCAAAAAGCUUUCGCUGAGUUCGAGGAGGCGGAUAAAAUCUAUCAAACCGUCAAGGCCGACGCCAAGGAGAAAUGUGCCAUAAGCAAAGAGCUCGUCCAAAAUAUGGACCAAGAAUUCAAAGAUCGAUUCCGCGAAAUGGAGCUUGUCAGUGAUGAUGAAAUUUUUUUAGAAAUGUGCAAAUGGUUGACAUCCGGCACUACGCAGGACGGCUCUGUAUACGCACGGAAAUCAGAUCAAUUACGGGCGGAACUGGAUACACAACGUACCAAAUUAGAGAUGAACACGCACACCAAUGGCAGCGUUGUAGAGCAGUAUGAAAAGAGACAAGCCGAGAUCAGUACGCUUGAUCAGACAGUCAAAACCAGGGAGAACAAUGCACAGAAAAUCGAGCGAGCGAUAAAGAAUGCCAGGGAUAACUGGCAACCUGCUUUGGAACGACUUGUCGCAAGCAUUGGUAAGAAAUUCUCGGCUGCGUUUGACCGCAUCGGUUGUGCUGGAGAAAUUCGAAUCAAUCCGCAUGAAGACUACGACAAAUGGGCCAUCGACAUCCUCGUAAAGUUCCGCGAUAGGGAAAAACUACAGCUUCUGACUGGACAGAGGCAGUCAGGCGGUGAACGCUCACUCACGACCAUCCUCUACUUGAUGAGCUUGACUGAAGAGGCCCGUUCACCUUUUUCUCUCGUUGACGAGAUCAACCAGGGGAUGGAUAUGCGUGCCGAACGUGCCGUGCACAAUUCUAUGGUAGAAGUCACUUGCAAGGCUGACAGUGCUCAGUACUUCCUCAUCACUCCUAAACUGCUUCCGGACCUUGACUAUCAUGAGCGGAUGAAAAUUCUGUGUGUUAAUAACGGAGAAUGGUUGCCGGAGCAACAAGGUUUGGGAAACAUGAUGAACAUGAUUGAGACAUUUGUGCAGCAUCGUGGUCGAUCAGCUGCAGCUGCAUGAUACAAUUUCACCCUCCACCAUCACUGUAUACUCUAUUCACCUGUACUGUAGAAUGUUCUGCCGUAAUCUACGAUGUAUUCUAACGUCUUUUGGCACCAUUGGUGUUUUGUUAUAGCCACGCAUAGUAUCAAUGAUGAACAGAUUUCAUGCAUCGUGCUUAGAACAUGUAAUAUGUAGCCGAGCGAAGCAGAAAAUCCAUCGAUAUGUACUGUAAAGAUUACUACCAGAUAUCUAAGCAAUCGGUCAAUCGUACGCAGAACUGCACUGCUCUCCUAAAUAAUCACUAUGCCCUUCAAAAUUGCCAGUUCAGCAUUAAUGAUGCUACUUGUUGCUGCGCCAAUGGAGACGUUAUUGGCAAGUACGACAAACUUGAUGUCUAAGACUGGGCAUUGUCUAACUCGUCCUACAGAAACACCUGCGCCGUUUUGGUAAUAUCGAUCAAGCCGAGGCUGUGGCCUAUCUGGCUCCUCGUGUACGAAGAUUGCAUGAACAGGAGCUGAGGGACACCCGAGCGUUUGAGCAUCUGGGGUGUACGCCGCCAAGACCUCCCGUACUUGUUGCGGACUGGGUGGUGGUCUGCGGGCGAAGCGCACAGAUACACACUCGGUGUGACCAUCAAUGACAGGGACACGAUUGCACGAUGCAGAGAUACGCAGGGGCUGACGAGCGUGCAUGUCAAACGUCCUGGACCCGUCAUCGGCCCGAGUGAUUCCGCCUAAGAUCUUGAGCGUCUCCCACUCCAUUUUUUCUUCUUCGCCGCUGAUGUAGGGAACUACGUUAUCCAUGAUGUCUAGACUGGGUACGCCCGGAUAACCUCCGCCUGAAAUGGCUUGCAUAGUCGUGACCAUGCACGACUCUAUUGGCCCGAAGGCCUUUUCCAUGGCUACCAGAGGAAUGACAUAGCCCGUGGUUGAACAGUUGGCGUUAGUGAUGAUAAAGCCUUUCUUCAGUGGUGGUCGAUGUAACGAUUGUUGCUGAGGAAUCAUCGACAUGUGUGAAGCAU
This is a messenger RNA of Serpula lacrymans var. lacrymans S7.9, 4450 nucleotides long. RefSeq lists its product as uncharacterized. Gene Ontology annotation, molecular function: ATP binding; ATP hydrolysis activity. NCBI's taxonomy places the organism in Eukaryota, Fungi, Basidiomycota, Agaricomycetes, Boletales, Serpulaceae. The transcript is spliced from 22 exons. Gene Ontology annotation, cellular component: Smc5-Smc6 complex. The record is from RefSeq and is a predicted model, not a curated record. Bases 34 to 3447 code for a protein of 1137 amino acids. Gene Ontology annotation, biological process: double-strand break repair via homologous recombination.